Messenger RNA from Sebastes umbrosus (honeycomb rockfish), 873 nucleotides. It is a transcript of the gene timm8a, whose product is annotated as translocase of inner mitochondrial membrane 8 homolog A (yeast). The transcript is spliced from 2 exons. The coding region runs from base 120 to 392 and encodes 90 amino acids. The record is from RefSeq and is a predicted model, not a curated record. Lineage: Eukaryota; Metazoa; Chordata; Actinopteri; Perciformes; Sebastidae.
AUUGGUUGACCCACUUCCUGUUUCCCGUCGUCCAUUCAUACACGUGAAGGUCAGCAACAGAGCCAUCAGGCGUUCAUAACUGGAACAAUAUUGCUCUUUCCACCGCUUUUUAGCAAAAUAUGAACGGCCAGGGAGCGACAGCGGACCCUCAGCUUCAGCACUUCAUCGAAAUCGAGUCUCAGAAGCAGAGAUUUCAGCAGCUGGUGCAUCAGAUGACAGAGGUUUGCUGGGAGAAAUGUAUGGAUAAACCCGGGCCAAAGAUGGACUCCAGGACAGACGUGUGCUUCGUUAACUGCGUGGAGCGGUUUAUUGACACCAGCCAGUUCAUCCUAAACAGACUGGACCAGACUCAGAGGAGCAAGGGCUCCUUCUCUGAGACCAUGUCGGAAUGAAAACACUGUCACUGAAAGGACUGACGAAGACACAUGCACACGGCUCUCUGCUCCAGGACGAGGUCGUUAUGUCCUGACACAGCUGUCUGUAAUCAAGAACCGUUCAACUGGAAAAAAAGGAGCAACAUUAAGUGUUACUUUUGAUACCAAGUGCCUCAGAUUAACACGAUGUGUGGAUGCAGAAGUCUUAUUUGUCCUCCACUUAGCAGGGAUAUGAGUGUUGCAAAACCUUUUUGUUUGUCAAACUGUGAAACUGACCUUGUUAAUAUCCAGUGCUGUAACUACUAGUGGGUUUAAGUGUGAGAGACUGCAGAAAGAGGGACACAUCUGGGACAUUCAGCUAUAGCCAGAUGUUUUUUGACAGCCACAAGGACUUCACCGGCAGACUCUGCUGUAAUCUAAAGAGAACUAACCAUGUGUUGUUGACCCGAAGAGGCGUGAGGUUCUGGUCUGUACAUAUGCAAUAAAUCAUGCCAAAUAA